Molecule: messenger RNA, 2011 nt
Organism: Tribolium castaneum (red flour beetle)
Lineage: Eukaryota; Metazoa; Arthropoda; Insecta; Coleoptera; Tenebrionidae
Product: peroxisome biogenesis factor 2
Exons: 6
Coding region: 152-1387 (411 amino acids)
Biological process (GO): protein import into peroxisome matrix
Cellular component (GO): peroxisomal membrane
Molecular function (GO): zinc ion binding
Source: RefSeq, a predicted model, not a curated record
UCGCUGCCAACAUAACAACCCGAAAAGUUCCACAAAUUCUGAGGUUAUGAUCAUUAUGAAAUAAUUAAAAAACAACAAAUAGUGCCAAAAAUACAAAUAGUUGCAAUAAAUCAACAUUCCAAACGCUCAAUUUGUCUAAAACUUGUGCAAAAUGUCCAACGAUAAGUUACUGAGAGUCACCCAAAUGAACGCAAUUUUCCUUGAUAAUGAAAUCUACAAAGCCCUUAUGCGAAUUCUUCACGAGACUAGCCGUUUCUUACCCCCUGGUUAUAUAGCCCCCAUUGAACCUGAGUUGGGCCUAAUUGUGCGUUUAGCGCUUCUGAAAAAUUCAGUCUGUCGCAAUGAGAGCACUUUUGGGCAACAACUUUUAUCAAUAAAGUACAGCAACAUGUCGAAUUUCAAGAAAAUUCUUUACUUGUUUGGGAACUGUUUUGAUUACGUUAAACAUCGUCUCGAGUUCUGGAAGCCCUCGCAUAAGGUUAACACGUUUAUGUUUAAGAUACACAUGGUUUUAGUUUUAUUGAAUUUUAUCAAUAUGUCCAUAUUUCUACGACGUGGGGUUAAACCGUUAUUGAUAGAAAGGUGUUUGGGUUUGAACCAAGAGUACUCAACCAAAACUGCUCCAAGGCAUUUUGAAGCGAAAUAUUUAUCUAGAGAAUUACUUUGGAAUGGAUUUAUCGAUGUUCUUAUUCAUAUAAUCCCACUAAUUAAUUACCACAAAAUUAAGAGAACAAUGAGGCACUUUAAUCCAUUCCACAAAAAACCUACUUAUGUUGUCCUCAAUUCGCGUACCAUGACCAUGCAUUCCAAGUGUGCACAUUGUGGGGAAAAUCCUAUUUUGCCUCAUCAUAUGGGAUGUGCCCAUGUAUUUUGUUACGUGUGUUUAAAGAAAAAGCUGUAUUUCCUCCUCGAGCAGUUGCAAAACAUGGCCAGGGACUUGCCCCCGAAAUAUCAAAUGCGCCUUCCUUACGAAUUAUUGUCGAGUCUUGCGAAUUGUUUAUUAAACGAUACUGUUUUCGAGAUUGUGAAAGGUUUGCUGGAGAUCCAGCAUGUGACUGAGCAGCACUUGUACCAACAAAGACUUCAAUUUAUCAAUAACCAGAAACUAAAGGAACACGAAAUACUAAACCGGUACAUUGGCGAUCCUGACAAGAAAGUUGAGGAACUUAGGAAAUUGAUGCUUACACAGAAAGACGAACUGAAACAAUUUGAUAUGGGGCUGGUGAUACAACUGGACCAAAAGGUAAUAACAUUCAAUAUAUUAUUUACAUUUAAGCACAGUGAGCGCCAAAAUUAUGGAAUAAUCUUUUUAGAGCCGAAAAUAUUUUAUUUUGGCAAAAUGCACAAUUCUCAACUUUUCACUUUUAAACUUAUUCCAAUUCAAUAAAAAUGACAACAUCACAUUUUGUCAAAUUAUUUUAUUAAAUAACGUUUAUAAAAAAGUACUUAGGUUGUUGACUAUUAGAUCUGUCAUUGCAGCUAUAAAUUACAUCAGCUAUUAAUUUUUUUAAAGGCAUGAAUAAUUUAUAACAACCAACUUUGAGAGAAAAUGCGGUGUUUCUAUUUUUAUUGAAUUGGAAUGGAUAUUAUCUAUCGACGUUUCCAUAAAUUAUUUAAUUGUCGAAAGUAUUUACAGUAUUUUUUUGACCACGAACUGAAAUGGACUUCAAAGAGUUUGUUAUAAUUAAUUAAUUAUAAUAAUAAAAAAUUAUUUACUCUAUCCACUCCUCUGUAAGGACUACCACACCACAAAACAUGUUUAUUGGCAAAAGUCACAAGAGCGGUAACUUUUAUGACUGAUGUCACAGGUAAAUGUUUCACUUUUCAAGCAUAGAGUAAAAGUUCUGCUUUUGUGCCUUUACUUAUAGCAAUUUUUUACCAAUGUGUCUCAUGUUAAAAUAAACAAAAAGCGGGGGUUCACUGCUAUAGGAGAAGAGUACAACACGAUGAAGUAUAGAAAUUAUUAUUUAAGAGUAUUUUAUAAACCUGAAAUUUUCAAGAUCGACGGUUU